This is a messenger RNA of Chrysoperla carnea, 7472 nucleotides long. RefSeq names its product fatty acid synthase (gene FASN1). Bases 47 to 7240 code for a protein of 2397 amino acids. Gene Ontology annotation, molecular function: oxidoreductase activity; phosphopantetheine binding; fatty acid synthase activity. Gene Ontology annotation, biological process: fatty acid biosynthetic process. The transcript is spliced from 8 exons. The record is from RefSeq and is a predicted model, not a curated record. Lineage: Eukaryota; Metazoa; Arthropoda; Insecta; Neuroptera; Chrysopidae.
UAUAUAUUUAUUUAAUUUAAAAAUAUAAUAAAAUAAUUAUAACAAAAUGCCAGCUCGAGGCGCACCAGCUCCAAAUGGUAGUCCAUUCGGUACCAACCCAGAUGAAGAUAUUGUUAUUACUGGUAUUUCUGGACGUCUUCCAGAGAGCAGUACCAUUGAAGAGUUCAAGCAACAGCUUUUCGAUGGUGUUGAUCUCGUUACAGAUGAUGAACGUCGUUGGCCAUCUGGAUUAUAUGGAUUACCAACAAGAACCGGUAAAAUAAAAGACUUAAAAUCAUUCGAUGCCACCUUUUUCGGUGUCCAUUCGAAGCAAGCACAUGUCAUGGACCCACAAUUGCGUUUAUUGUUGGAAUGUACACAUGAAGCAAUUAUCGAUGCCGGUUUUAAUCCUGCAGAAGUACGUGGAUCAAAGACUGGUGUAUUCGUUGGUGUAUCAUCAUCUGAAUCUGAAGACUUUUGGAGUGCGGAUCCAGAUAAAGUAAAUGGAUAUGGUUUAACAGGAUGUUGUCGUGCCAUGUUCCCAAAUCGUCUUUCUUACACCUUCGAUUUCCAUGGACCAAGUUAUGCUAUCGAUACCGCAUGCUCCAGUAGUAUGUUCGCAUUACAUCAAGCCAUGGCAUCAAUGCGAAAUGGUGAUUGUGACUCCGCAAUUGUCGGUGGUGUAAAUCUUCUCUUAAAACCAACGUCAUCGUUACAAUUUCAUCGUCUUAACAUGUUAAGUCCACAUGGUAUGUGUAAAGCAUUCGACUCAUCUGGUAACGGAUACGUACGUGCUGAAGCAGUAGUUACAAUUUUCUUACAAAAAGCUUGUGAUGCACGUAGAGUUUACGCAACACUUAUCAAUGCUCGUACAAAUACUGACGGUAGCAAAGUACAGGGUAUUACGUUCCCAAGUGGAGCUGUACAAAAUCAACUUAUUCGUGAAGUAUAUGCAGAAGCUAAUGUUGAUCCAGCUGAUGUUGCAUACGUUGAAGCUCAUGGUACAGGUACCAAAGUAGGAGAUCCACAAGAAGUAAAUUCAAUUGCUGAUGUAUUCUGUAAGAAUCGUAAAAAUCCACUUCUCAUUGGAUCCGUUAAAUCGAACAUGGGUCAUUCAGAACCAGCAUCUGGUCUCUGUUCAAUUGCUAAAAUUUUGAUUGCAAUGGAAACAGGAGUUAUUCCUGGUAAUUUACACUUCAAAGCACCAAAUCCCGAUAUACCUGCAUUGCUUGACGGACGUUUACAAGUUGUCGAUAAGAACUUACCUUGGAAUGGUGGCUUGGUCGCUGUAAAUUCCUUUGGUUUUGGUGGUGCAAACGCACAUGUUUUAUUACGAUCAAAUCCAAAACCUAAAACAAUGGUUACCGGCUCACCAUCUAUUCCAAGAAUGGUUGCAGUAUCUGGUAGAACUGACGAAGCUGUUAAUGAACUCUUAGAUAACAUUGAAAAGAGUCAGAAUGAUGACGAAUUACUUUCUUUGAUUCAUGAUAUCCAUUCAUCAAACGUAGCUGGACAUCAUUAUAGAGGUUACAGUAUCAUGGGUGAAAAUUCUGUUCGUGAAGUUGAUAACACGACAGGUGAUAAACGUCCUAUUUGGUAUGUGUUCGCCGGUAUGGGAUGCCAAUGGCCUGAAAUGGCUAAAGAUAUGAUGCAAUUAGACCCAUUCAGAAAUACUAUCAAACGAUGUGCUGCAGCCUUAAAACCACAUGGCGUUGACUUAGAACAGAUUUUAAUAAAAAGUACUGAAGAUACAUUUGAGAAUGUUUUAAAUUCAUUCGUUUCUAUUGCUGCUGUUCAAGUAGCUUUAGUUGACACUUUAGCAUCUCUUGGAAUUCAACCUGAUGGUAUUGUUGGACACUCAGUUGGUGAAAUUGGUUGUGCUUAUGCUGAUGGAACUUUAACUGCCGAACAAGCUGUUCUUGCUGCAUUUUCUCGAGGUCGUGCUAUUCUUGAAAGUAAAUUGCAACCAGGUGCUAUGGCUGCCGUUGGUCUUACUUGGGAAGAAUGUAAAGCUAGAUGUCCACCAGAAAUUGUUCCAGCUUGCCACAAUAGUGAAGACAGUGUUACUAUUUCUGGUCCACCAGCUGCUAUCGACAAAUUCGUUAAAGAAUUAACAGCUCAAGAAAUCUUUGCUAGAAAUGUUAAAAGUAGUGGCGUUGCUUUCCAUAGUAAAUACAUCGCAGAUGCUGGUCCAAAACUACGUAAGAGUCUUGAAGAAUUAAUCACAAAUCCAAAACCAAGAUCACAUAAAUGGAUCAGUUCUUCAAUUCCCGAAUCAGCAUGGAAUACACCAUUAGCUCAAUUAAGUUCCGCUGCCUAUCACGUAAACAAUCUAUUAUCACCUGUUUUAUUCGCAGAAGCUAUCAAACAUAUCCCUAACAAUGCCAUUGCAAUUGAAAUUGCACCUCAUGCUUUGUUACAAGGUAUCUUAAAACGUGCAUUAGGACCAGAAGCUACAAAUAUUGGACUUAUGAAGAGAGCUCAUGAAAAUAAUUUAAUAUUCUUCUUAAGCGCCAUUGGUAAAUUGUACAAUGCUGGGGGUCAACCAAAAUUACAAACAUUAUACCCACUAGUAACAUAUCCUGUAGGAAGAGGUACACCAAUGUUAGCUUCCUGGAUUAAAUGGGACCACUCUACUGAAUGGGAAUUAGCUGACUUCUCUGGAAAGGGCAAUAGAAGUGGGCAAUUGGUUGUAGAUGUUGAUGUUAACAAACCUGAAGAUGCAUAUGUAGUAGGACAUACAAUUGAUGGAAGAGUACUUUUCCCUGCAACCGGAUAUUUGACACUUGUAUGGAAAUCUUUCGCCAAGCUUAGAAAUACUGACUUUGAACAAUUACCCGUAGUAAUUGAAAAUGUUAAAUUUUUACGUGCCACAAUUAUUCCCAAAGAAGGUUCAGUCAAAUUCUUAAUCAACAUUUUUGAUGGUUCUGGUGAGUUUGAAGUCUGCGAAGGUGGAUCAGUUGCAGUUACUGGUACAAUUCGUGUACCAGAAGAUAUAACAAAAGAACAAUUAGAUUUACCAAAACCUGUUGUUGAAAAGAAUCCAGAGUGGUUACCACUUAAAACUAGUGACGUAUACAAAGAUUUACGUUUACGUGGGUAUGAUUAUGAAGGAAUAUUCCGUGGAAUACUCGAAGCCGAUAACCAUGCUAAAGUUGGUAAAUUGAAAUGGGAAAAUAAUUAUGUUAGUUUUAUUGACACCAUGUUACAAUUCUCAAUUUUGGGAAAAGAUACACGUGGAUUAUAUUUACCUACUCGACUACAACGUUGCGUGAUUAAUCCAACAUUACACGCAAAAAUGGUGGAAAAUGCUACUGAAACUGGUGUACCAAUAACAAUGCACCAUGAAGUUGGUAUUUGCAAAGCUGGUGGUGUUGAAAUUCGAGGAAUGAAAGCUAGUUUAGCACCACGAAGACAAGCAACUCAAGCUCCACCAAAAUUAGAACGUUACGUUUUUAUUCCAAACGAAAAUGUCAAACAACUUUCAGUUGAUGCUUACAAAUCGAAAACGGAGGCUUUAACCGUACUUUUACAAAUUGCUUUAGAAAAUUCUGGGGGAGCCUUAAAAUUAAAAGUUGGUGAAAUUGCAAACGGACGUUCAGUUGAAAACAUUUUGGCACAAAGUGUUCAACAAAUUUUAGAAACCGAACCAAUGUUAAGUGUUGACGUGACUGUUGCUGUAUCUGACCCAACUACUUAUACUGAAGUUUUAGAGCCACUUGGAAUUAAAACUAGCCAAAAAGAUGCUACAGCCGGACCAAUUGAUGAAAACUUACAUGUGGUUGUUGCAAAUGAUUUACUAACUAAGAAUGAAACUGCUGUUUUAUCAAAUUUAAUCGCCUCAUUAAGAGCCGGAGGAUUUGUGGUCUUAGACGAAGUAAACAGUACAGUAUCACCAUCAGCACUAUCCAACCUUGGUGCCGAAUUUGUAUCCAAACAAGUCUUCGGUGAUCGAAUGCUUGUGUUACUUCGCAAACCAACUGAAUCUACAACUACUGGAACCGUGGUUGUUGAAAUUACUGAAAAGAACUUCGCUUGGGUUGAGCCACUUAAAGCAGCAAUGAAGAAAGCUGAAACCGAGAACACAAAAUUGUACGUUGUAGGACAAGGUGAAGAAUUAGUAGGUCUCCAAGGGCUAUUAAAUUGUCUCAAACAAGAACCAGGUGGUGUGAAUGUACGUCAAGUAUUCAUUCAAGAUGCUAAAGCUGAUAAAUUCUCUCCUACAAGUCCAAAAUAUGCUAAACAAUUACAAAAAGAUUUAGUAUGCAAUGUUUUAAUAAAUGGUGUUUGGGGUACUUAUCGCCAUCUCUUAUUGGAUAAUAUCACAGAUGCAAAUGGAGCGUUGCAAGUCGAACAUGCUUAUAUUAAUGCUUUAACUCGUGGUGAUUUAGCAAGUUUAAGAUGGAUUGAAGGGCCAUUGUCAUACUAUAAGGGUGACAAUCCAAAUUACGAACUUUGCUCUGUAUACUAUGCACCAUUGAACUUCCGUGAUAUUAUGCUUGCUACUGGAAAAUUGCCACCAGAUGCACUCCCUGGUAAUUUAGCUGGACAAGAUUGUAUUCUUGGUUUAGAAUUCUCUGGACGUAAUAGUAAGGGAAAACGUGUUAUGGGUAUGGUUCCUGCUAAAUCAUUAGCUACUACUGUAUUAGCUGAUCCUGGAUUCUUGUGGGAAGUUCCCGAUGCAUGGACUUUAGAAGAAGCUGCAACAGUUCCAGUAGUUUAUGGAACUAGUUAUUAUGCUUUAAUAGUCCGAGGACGUCUUCGUAAAGGUGAAUCUGUACUCAUUCAUGCUGGUACUGGAGGUGUUGGUCAAGCUGCUAUUGCCAUUGCCCUUCACAUGGGAUGUACUGUCUUUACCACAGUCGGAUCUAAAGAGAAACGGGAAUAUUUGAAGAAACGUUUCCCACAACUUACUGACAACAAUAUUGGAAACUCACGUGAUACUAGUUUCGAACAACUUAUCUUAACUCAAACUGGAGGCCGUGGUGUUGACCUUGUAUUAAAUUCUCUUGCCGAAGAAAAACUUCAAGCUUCUGUACGUUGUUUGGCUAAUGAUGGUCGUUUCCUUGAAAUUGGAAAAUUUGACUUAUCAAUCAAUGCCCCUCUUGGAAUGGCUGUAUUCCUUAAAAAUACAACAUUCCAUGGUGUUUUAUUAGAUGCCUUAUUCGAAUAUGAUUGCCCAGAAAAAACAGAAGUAUUCCGUCUUGUUACUGAAGGUAUUAAGAAUGGAGCUGUGAGACCUUUACAAGCCACCGUAUUCUCAGAAGAUCAAACAGAACAAGCAUUCAGAUUUAUGGGAUCUGGUAAACAUAUAGGAAAAGUGUUAUUGAAAAUUCGUGAUGAAGAAAAACAAAAAGGCGCUGUUAAACCUGCAACCAAAUUGAUUAAUGCCAUUCCAAAAACAUACAUGAACCCUGAUAAAUCGUACAUUUUAGUAGGAGGUCUUGGUGGUUUUGGUUUAGAAUUAGCAAAUUGGCUUAUUUCACGUGGAGCCACGAAAAUCGUUCUUACAUCUAGAAGCGGUGUUAAGGAUGGAUAUCAAUCAGUUAGUAUUCGUAGAUGGAGAGAAUUAGGAAUCAGUAUCCUUGUAUCUACGGCCGACGUAACUACUCAAGCGGGAGCUAAGCAACUUAUUACAGAAUCUUCAAAAUUGGGCCCAGUUGGAGGUGUUUUCAAUUUAGCUGCUGUAUUACGUGAUGCCAUGCUUGAAAAUCUCACUGAAGCUGACUUUAAAACGUCUGCUCGUCCUAAAGUUGACGGAACUAAACAAUUGGACGUUGCAACAAGAGCAUUAUGUCCACAAUUGGAUUACUUUGUUGUAUUCUCCAGUGUAUCUUGUGGUCGUGGUAAUGCUGGGCAAACCAAUUACGGUUUCUCCAAUUCUGCUAUGGAACGUAUUUGUGAAGCUCGUCAAAAAGCUGGUUUACCCGGAACUGCUAUUCAAUGGGGUGCUAUCGGUGAUGUCGGUCUUAUUUUGGAAACUAUGGGUGGUAAUGACACUGAAGUUGGUGGAACUUUACCUCAAAGAAUGCCUUCUUGCUUACAAACCAUGGACUUCUUCUUACAACAACCUCAUCCAGUCAUGGCCUCAUUAGUUUUAGCAGAAAAACGACGUGCAGGUGGUGGUGAUAACGCUGUUAGUUUAGUGGAUGCCGUAGCCAAUAUCUUAGGUUUGAAAGAUACAAAGAAUAUUUCACCAUCUUCUACUUUAGCCGAUCUUGGAAUGGAUUCCCUUAUGGGUACAGAAAUUAAACAAACACUUGAAAGAAAUUACGAUUUAGUUUUGAGUGCACAAGAUAUUAGAGGUUUAACAUUCGGUAAAUUGGGUGAACUUGGAAGUGGAGGCGCUGGAAGUACACCACCAGCUGCUGCCACCACAAAUGGUACAAAAACCACUGAAGAUGAACAAUUACGCUUUGAAGGAGACGAAAUUAUGCCUAAAGAAGCUAUUAUUCAAUUGCCAAGCAAAGCAAAGAGUGCAAAACAAUCACCUGCUGUAUUCGUAGUACAUGCUAUAGAAGGUACGACCUCAGCCUUAAAAGAAUUGGCCUCACAAUUGAAUGCACCUGUAUAUGGUUUACAAUGUACCAAGGAUGCACCUACAAAAUCAAUAAAUGAUUUAGCAGCAUUCUACGUUAAAUUAAUUCGUAAAACGCAACCACAAGGACCUUACAUUAUUGUUGGUUAUUCAUUUGGUGCCGGUGUUGCAUUUGAAAUUGCAUUACAACUUGAAGAUCAAAAACAAAUUACAAAAUUAGUUCUUCUUGAUGGCUCUCCCACUUACGUAGGAUCACAUACACAAGGACACAGAAGUAAAAAGGGAAUUUAUGAUGAUAUUAGUUUGGCCGAAUCAUCGGCUCUUGUAUAUUUCAUUAAACUUUUCCGACAAAUUGAUGAUGCUAAGGUUCAUAAAGAAUUAAUGGGAUUACCAUCAUUCGAUGAUAGAUUAAAUCUCAGUACACAAUUGAUGAAAGAGGCAUCAAAACAUUCCGAAGAAGAUCUUAAAAAUGCAGCCACCGCUUUCUAUUAUAAACUUGUUAUGAGUGAGGCAUAUAAACCAUCAUCCAAAUUCAAAGGAGAAGUUACAUUAGUUAAAGCUAAAGAAAAUUAUGUACAAUUAGAAGCAGAUUAUGGAUUAUCACCGGUGUGCAAACAAAAUGUCUCUAUCCAAACAUUAGACGGAACACAUAGAACAAUUUUACAGGGUACUUCCUGUAAGAGUAUUGCUGAUAUUGUACAAAAACUUACAGCGUCCACGUGAGAAAAGAAGAAAAAAAGGAAGAAAAAACGAAAGACUGUAAAGUGAAAAAAAAAAAAAAAACUUAUCAACAUUCCUUGUAUAUCUGUGUUAGAUUUAAAUUAUUUUUAAACAUCACAUACAAAGUAAAAACAAAUGUAUCUCAGUAAUUUAUAAGGAAAAUAUUAAAUUAAAAAAAUCAAAUUCUUAAACCUACAAAUUCUCAAACAUGACAAAAAAAUAAAUAAAUAAAAAU